AAUAAGGUGUCCAAUUUUUGCCAAUAUCCUGCAGGAGGUGCCAAUGGGAUCAUUGAGCUUAUAAAAUUGAUGCGAGGUAGAAUAUUCAUUUUGAGGACUGCUAUACGGGCUGGCACUGAACUCGGUAAACAUUUCCAUCUAUUAAUGUCGUCCUCAGUUCUUUUAAGAAUUGAGGAGUAAUUUAUUUUAGCCACAGACAAUGGGGAGGUAUUAACCCUAAUACCCAGGUAUAAAACCUCACUUGCAACAUUAAUCUGAGCCGGGAGAGUUAGCCUACUUUGAUCCGUAUUGAUAAGCAUAAGCGCCGAUUUUGACAGAUUAACUUUGUAUCCUGAGAGAUAUCCGAAAGACUCUAGUGCGUUUAAGACACAUGGGAGAGUGUGUUCGACAUUUGCCAUAUAAAUUAAUGUAUCAUCCGCAUAGAGCGAUAUUGAAUGGGACGUUGUGCCUACUGUGAUUGGAGAGAUUGUAGGAGAAUUUCUAAUCAGAUGUGCCAUCGGUUCUAUUGAUAGCGUGAAAAGUAAAGGAGACAGAGGAUCCCCCUGUCGUGUGCCCCGCCCAAUUCCAAACAGCUCUGACAUGCCACCCCCCACACAAACGCGGGCUGAAGGGUUAGUAUACAGCGUUUGAAUCAUGUUAAUAAAUUUACUGCCAAACUUAAAUUCUCUCAUAACCCUCCAAAGAUAUGGCCAUUCUAACCGGUCAAACGCCUUUUCGACAUCUAAGAAUAAUAGGCCGCAGUCCGGUGGGAUUUUAUGUGAUGCACUCAAUACGUGUAAUAGCCGGCGAAGAUUAUCGGAGGCCAAACGUCCCUUCAUAAAACCUGUCUGGUCUGGGCUAAUUAUUUUCCCUAUAACUUUUUCAAGUCUACUAGACAGAACUUUGGAGAAUAUCUUGAGAUCAGCAUUUAUCAAAGAUAUUGGGCGGUGACUGGCACAUUCUAAAGGGUCCUUACCAGGUUUAGGAAUAACUGUAAUCAAGGCCGUAUUUAAGUCCCUAUGAAAACCCCCCUGUUCAACUGCGUAAUUCAGCGUAUCCAGCCAUAUUGGUCCAAGAAUAUCCCAGAAUGCAAAGUAAACCUCAACUGGUAUGCCGUCAACACCUGGCGUUUUGCCUUUAUUUGUGGCUUUAACUGCUUUAAGUAACUCCUCCAAUGUAAUGGCGGAGUCUAAAGCAUCUGUGUCUUCUGCUGACAAUGUAGGGAGGUCCAAUCCAUUAAAAAAGUUAGAGAACUCUGUUUCGGAAGGGGUUGGGCCACCUGUAUACAGGUGUUUAAAGAAAUCUUUAAAAGUCUCAUUAAUUUCUUCCGUUGAGGACACAACACCCCGUCUAGAAGAUCUAAUCGCUGGUAUAGUUCUUCUUGCCUCCUGCUGCUUUAGGGUUAGCGCCAACAAAUGACUUGGCCUGCUGCCCUCUGCAUAAUAUUUGUGUUUGGUUAUAUGGAUCAUAUAUUCCGCCCUACGUCUCAAUAAGUCAUUCAAUUCUGCCUGUCUUGUUUUAAGCUGGUUCUCUUUUGUUGAGGUGUAUUUUCUUUUCAGAUCACCUUCCAAAAUCUUAAUGCCCUCUUCUAACUUGGAGAUAUUUUGCAAUCUACUUUUAUGCAGCGACUUUAAUAAAAGAUGGACUGUGUGGAUUUCCCAAGAGUUCUGCCAAAUUCACCGAGGAAAGCACGGGGACAAAUUCAGGUCAUCUUUGGACCGAUGUUUUCAGGCAAAAGCACUGAACUGAUGCGAAGAGUGCGCCGUUUCCAGAUAGCCCAGUACAACUGCUUGGUGAUCAAAUAUGCCAAAGACAUACGUUAUUCUGACACAGGCAUGGCCACACAUGACAAAAACACAAUGGAAGCUGUACCAGCCAAUUGUCUGGAAGAUGUGCGGUCUCUGGCAUUACAAGCCUGUGUCAUUGGAAUUGAUGAAGGACAGUUUUUCUCAGACACAGUGGAGUUUUGUGAAGAGAUGGCCAAUUUAGGGAAGACAAUUAUUGUGGCUGCUUUGGAUGGAACCUUCCAGAGAAAGGCAUUUGGAAACAUCCUGAACCUUGUCCCUCUGGCGGAGAGCGUAGUGAAGCUCCACGCCGUCUGCAUGCAGUGUUACAAAGAAGCUGCCUACACCAAGAGGAUAGGGGCAGAGAAGGAGGUGGAAGUGAUUGGUGGAGCUGACAAGUAUCAGGCGGUGUGUAGAAAGUGUUAUGGAGGUCUGGUGGUGGACAAAGAGAACAGUGCUCCCUUCAGGAAAGAAACUCCACAACACGGCCUUGUAGGAAAACUCAUGGACUCUGCUGUUCCCAGGAAGCUUUUCUCGUCUCUCCACCUCUGAACACAAUAAUAAGACUUGUUGCAGAAGUUGAGUAUAAAUCCAGGAAUCAAAUGAGACAGAGAGAAGAGCAGUGGAAGGCAAAUGGAUUCUUUUAUCUAACAUAUUGACAUUCCUGGUAUUUUAGGGUUUGUAUUUGGUGUCUAAUUGGUGUGUAUGUUUUAAUUUUAUGUAGGAUUUUACUUGAUAUGACAAUGCACUUGAUAACUCUGAAAAUGAGUAAACCAACUCAUAACUCGCUGUUACAGGAUUCACUACACUGUUGUUAAUAUCUGUAGCUUUUGGGUUUCUUUUAACAUCAGCCAAGGUUUAAAUUAUUUUUUGUUGUAUAGUGCACGUAUAAAUGCACUAUUUUCUGCCAACAUACAAAUGGAAUGUUUGACUCGUAUGUUUCACCACGUAUGGCAGGGCAGGAGUAGUAAUUAGUAACAAUUAAAUUAAAAUUGUACAUUUUAAUAAACAUUGGCAGAGUAUACUUUUCCCCCCAUUUUAACACUUACUGUACAUGUUUUUAACUAACUAGGAGAUACGUAAUCCAAUGCCCUCGCAUGCUACAGGGGACCAAAAUAACCUGUUUAAAUCCUGGUAGCCUCGGCUGUGCAGCGAGCUGCCCGGUUGGAAUGGAAAAAGUAUGUCCUCCCUACUAUACAUGUCGUAUACUUAGGAUUGGAAACUUUCCUUGAAUAAACUGGAUCUUUUUAUAAUACAUGACCCACAACUUAAUUGUAUAGCCCACUUGUUCUUGAUAGGCUGGAAACAAUGGACAGCGCUGAUGGUUAGCUUAGCAUGCGUAUAACCAUAGAAAAUCAAAGGCAGCAUGCUAGCUACCUUAAUAUGUUAAGCUAAAGGUCAAUGGUUUGGGCUACUACUUAGCCUACUGCAGGGCUAUUGAUGCCACACCCACUGCACAGAUCAUUUCUAGAAUCAACAGUCUACAGCAGACUGACUGACUGACAAAUAACUCAAAGUAUUCACUUGCAUGCCUAUCUGCUUACUGUUGUUCAAUGAAAGAAUAUUAAAGUUCUACUGAUGAAUAACUCAA
Perca fluviatilis (European perch) is the source of this 3354-nucleotide messenger RNA. It is a transcript of the gene tk1, whose product is annotated as thymidine kinase 1, soluble. Gene Ontology annotation, biological process: thymidine metabolic process. Bases 1620 to 2315 code for a protein of 231 amino acids. Gene Ontology annotation, molecular function: thymidine kinase activity; ATP binding. The record is from RefSeq and is a predicted model, not a curated record. The transcript is spliced from 8 exons. NCBI's taxonomy places the organism in Eukaryota, Metazoa, Chordata, Actinopteri, Perciformes, Percidae.